Messenger RNA from Penicillium soppii, 1746 nucleotides. Its product is annotated as putative triacylglycerol lipase (LipA). The coding region runs from base 1 to 1746 and encodes 581 amino acids. Lineage: Eukaryota; Fungi; Ascomycota; Eurotiomycetes; Eurotiales; Aspergillaceae. The record is from RefSeq and is a predicted model, not a curated record. The transcript has 9 exons.
AUGCAGCUAGCACCACGCUCCCCAAUAAUGCGCUCUGCCUUGUGCCUCGCUAUCCUUUCUGGGGUAAUAGCCAAUCCUCUCAAAGCAACAGCAACCUCAUCUAGCCCCCCAACAGUAACCCUAACCAGCAAUACAGGUGCAAAGGCAAUAUUUGUGGGCCGCUCACUUCCACAAUUCAAUCAAGAUCUGUUCUUGGGCGUUAAAUAUGCCGAUGAACCAACCCGCUUUACACCAGCUCAGCUCAAGACUACCUACGCAUCCAACGACAGCAACUCCGGUGUAUACGACCUAUCUACUGCACAAAGCACCACUGCCAAAUUGUCAUACUACAAUGCCACGCAGUAUGGCCACGACUGCCCUGCCUAUGGAUCCGAUACUACCAAUUUGGUAAAUCAGGGUCUUGUCACUUUAAAUGAAGAUUGUCUGAAUCUGAAUAUCAUUCGUCCUCAAACCGAAGAUCAAGGAUUGCUUCCUGUUGUGAUCUGGAUCUUUGGCGGUGGAUGGACGCAGGGUGCGACUGCUGAUCCGAGGUAUAACAUGAGCUAUAUCGUCGAACAGAGCGCUUUAAAUGGAAAACCUGUCAUGGGCGUUUCUAUCAACUACCGAUUGUCGGCAUUUGGAUUCCUUGACUCGGAGGAAGUGAGGGCCGAGGGAAAUACCAACUUGGCAUUGCGUGACCAGCGCACGGCUAUGCGAUGGGUGAAGAAAAAUAUUGAAGCGUUCGGUGGUGAUCCUAAUAAGAUCACUAUCUGGGGCGAGUCUGCUGGUGCUUAUAGUGUUGGUGCUCAUUUGGUAACAAACAAUGGCAACAAUGAAGGCCUGUUCAGAGCAGCAAUCAUGGACUCGGGGAAUGCUGUCGGUCCCCCAUACAAUGGCACCGAAUGGCACCAGCCAAUGUACGACCGAAUUGUCGAAAGAGCCGGUUGUACCAACUCCACGAGUACCCUGCAAUGUCUCCGCGAGCUACCAUACGCAACCUUAUACAGUGCAGCAUUCGAGGGACUAGAGUGGUUUGCAACUAUCGAUGGAUCCUUCAUAACCCAAUAUCCGCAGAUAAGCUACAAGCAAGGCAAACUCGCCAAAGUACCUGUAUUGCUAGGCACGAAUACCGACGAAGGCACCAGUUUUGGGACGACAGGAACAAACACCGAUGAGGACUGCAUUGAUCAAUUGACCACAUCCAAGCGAUGGGUGCUCAACCGUUCCCAGGCCACGGAGCUCCUAACCCACUACCCCAACAUUUCAGCCAUUGGCUGUCCCUACGGCUGGGGAAAUGUGACAUGGCCUUCCCUCGGGCUCAUGUACAAGCGAUACGAGUCUAUGGCGGGUGAUCUGACAAUGGUAGCGCCACGACGAAUGCUAGCGCAGACAAUGUCUAGUUUCAAGGAGAGUGUGUUUUCGUACAGAUGGGAUGUGGCAACCUUGAAUAGUUCGACGACCAUUGGAGUACAGCAUUUCGCAGAGAUACCUUUCGUUUUUGCAAACCCUGUGCAAACAAUCACACCGCUGGGAUCUGACCCUGCGCGAUUGGAACUAGGGCAGAUGGCAGCGCGGAUGUGGACAUCGUUCGUGGCGGAUUUGGACCCGAAUGGGCAUGGUGUGUCCGGGAUCCCGAAAUGGCCAAAAUAUACUUCUAGAACGGUGGACUCAAAUUUCGUGCUUCGUCUGCCCCGGAAUGAAAGUUAUGCUGAGGCUGAUACGUACCGCGCUGAUGGAAUCAAAUAUAUCAAUAGCAUCGUGAGGUAG